CGCAAUGGUUCACCGGCUAAGGGUUAGUGGUCGUUCUAUAGAUCUAAGUGGUACUGGGAAAAUCUAUAGCAAUUCACAUCAUAAGUGAACAUUGAUGUCUUCUAAUAGCUUAGAGACGUUAAUACGAAUGCCGUGUAUUGUCUUAUUUUCAUUGUACGAAAUGUGAGAACGAAAAAGAAUAACUAAGUUGCAAUGUAUCAAUUAAAUGGGACGAUGCCUAGGAUAUGUCAAAAUAUUCCACUGCGUUCGUGUUUUGCAAGGAAUUUAGCGGUGAAUUAUUGCAAGUUGGAUCGAAAGACUUAUCAGCGACCGGUAUACUUUAAGGGUUCUCAUAAAACAGCUUAUCGGUCUUUGUAUCACGAACAGUAUGAAAAAUCUAUCAGAAAUCCGGAAGAGUUUUGGGAUAAAGCAGCGACGGGUAUUCAUUGGAUGAAGCCAUACGAAAAAGUUGUGCAUAAUAAGAAAUCUCCAUUUACAAAAUGGUUUGUUGGUGGGGAAACCAACACUUGUUUUAAUGCUCUUGAUCGUCAUGUUGAAGCAGGCCAUGGAGAUCAACAUGCUUUGAUUUAUGACAGUCCGUUAAUUGAUACUAUUGAAAAAUUUACUUAUCAAGAUCUGCUGAAUGAGGUCAGCCUCUUUGCUGGUGUUUUGUCAAACUUUGGAUUAUGUAAAGGCGAUCGUGUUGUUAUCUAUAUGCCAAUGAUUCCUCAGGCUGUUGUUGCAAUGUUGGCGUGUAGCCGACUUGGUGUUAUACAUUCAGUUGUUUUUGGUGGCUUUGCUUCAGAAGAACUUGGACGAAGAAUUGAACAUGCUGAGGCAAAAGUUGUGGUGACUGCAUCUUGUGGAAUCGACUCAAAAGGUGUCCUACCUUACAAGCCAUUAGUUGAUGAUGCCAUUAAGUUUUCAAAGCACAAACCACAGAAAUGUGUGGUUUAUCAAAGGGACAUGGAGAAGGCUGAAUUAAUGCCACGUCGUGAUGAAGAUUGGAAUGAUGUUAUGGCAAAAGCAUCUCGAACAGAGUGUGUUCCAUUGCCCGCCACUGAUCCACUUUAUAUAUUAUAUACUUCAGGAACCACGGGCGACCCGAAGGGAAUUGUUCGUCCAUCUGGCGGUCAUGCAGUUGCUUUGAACUGGUCAAUGAAACAUAUUUAUGGAGUAAAACCAGGCGAGGUAUGGUGGGCAGCAUCUGAUCUUGGAUGGGUUGUGGGACAUUCCUACAUUGUCUAUGCUCCCUUGUUGGCGAGAAGUACUUCAAUACUUUUUGAGGGCAAACCUGUUGGUACUCCUGAUGCUGGUGCUUUUUUUCGUGUGAUAGAACAACACAACGUUUGUGGUUUAUUUACAGCACCGACAGCCAUUCGAAUGAUUAGAGCUGAGGAUCCAAAUGGUGAAAUCAUAAAAAAGUACAACUUAUCGCACUUUCGUAACCUGUUUGUUGCUGGCGAGCAUUGUGACAGUGACACUCUUGAAUGGGCCAGCGAUACAUUACAAUGUCCAGUUUAUGAUCAUUGGUGGCAAACAGAAACUGGCUGGCCAAUAACAGCCCACACAACUGGUCUUGGUGGUAUAGCACCGGAACAUUUGAAAACUACUGGAAGACCUGUUCCUGGUUUUGACGUUCAUGUUGUCAAACCUGAUCUUACUCCUUGUAAAACCGGAGAAAUGGGGCAAGUUGUUAUACGCUUGCCUUUACCUCCUGGUGUUGCGUCAUCACUGUGGAAAAAUGAUGAAAGAUUCGUAGAAAGCUAUUUUGAAAAGUAUCCGGGUUACUAUGAUUCUAUGGAUGAAGGUAUCAUGGACACCAAUGGAUGUAUUUCAAUAAUGACUCGGGGUGAUGACGUUAUAAAUGUAGCUGGUCAUCGUUUGUCUACAAAGGCUAUUGAAGAGGCUAUACUUAAAGAUAGUGAUGUAAUUGAUGCUGCUGUUGUUGGCCUUGAUGACACUAUUAGAGGUCACGUGCCUUUUGCAUUUGUCGUUCCAAAACAAGGUGUUGAAGUUUCUCAUAGUGAUAUUGUCAAGAAUGUUGUACAUUCUGUUCGUGAGCAUCUAGGACCUGUCGUUGCAUUUAAGAAAGCUAUUGUUGUUCCAGCAUUGCCCAAGACUAGAUCUGGAAAAACAUUACGUUCUCCUUUGCAAAACAUUGUUAAUAUGAAGCCUUAUAAGUUGCCUGGUACCGUGGAAAAUCCUGAGAUUUUACCCGUGAUAAAAGAUUUGUUAAAAGAUCAAGAUUAUCACGAGAAAAACUAAAGAUUCAUCACAUAUGCAAUCGUGUAAGCUAUACUACUCCAAUUCAUCCCGAUCCUGUUACUUAAGGUUUUCUUGGAUGUGCUGGUUCUACUUCAAUAAUAUGUAAGAACAUAUUGGAUUCACUCUUUGACUAUGAAAAAUCUAGAAACAACGCAAUAAGUUUUAAGGAUGAUUUUUAUUUGGAAAUAAUUACAUAAGAAUACGUAAAGCCGAAGCUCCAGUGUAUAGACGAUAUUUAAUGCAAAGUUUUAAUGCUA
Messenger RNA from Xenia sp. Carnegie-2017, 2504 nucleotides. RefSeq names its product acyl-CoA synthetase short-chain family member 3, mitochondrial-like. The record is from RefSeq and is a predicted model, not a curated record. The transcript is spliced from 19 exons. NCBI's taxonomy places the organism in Eukaryota, Metazoa, Cnidaria, Anthozoa, Malacalcyonacea, Xeniidae. Bases 193 to 2247 code for a protein of 684 amino acids.